AUGGAUAAUUUUUUGAAAAAAAAUAAAGGAAAGAGCGUCACGCAAGCCCAAAAAGAUUUUUUAAUAAGUUUUUUGGAACAAAAUGUGGAAAUUGCACACGACAAAUUUGUUUCGGUAGAUGGAGCUCGUCAAAGGGACAAUACCUGGAAAUCAUUGGCAAAUGAUCUCAAUGCUUUGGGGGGAGCUAACAAAACCUAUGAACAGUGGAGGAAGACUUGGGGCGACUUAAAAAGAAACAGCAAGAAAAAAUAUGCAGAUAUUAAAGAAGCCCAAAACCGCAGUGGGAUCAACGGAAUCACCAAAAUCAAAGAGCUCAGUGACUUAGAGCAACGGGUAAUUGCUAUAAUGACAGACAAAAAUGUUGAAGGGGAUGAACCUGUUUUAGAAAUAGGCAUUGAAACGGAGGACUUCGUAAGGUCUACAUUGCAAAAUUUACUUGAUGAAGAACAAAAUGAAAAUGUAGGACCAUCGACUUCUACCGGCAACCAUCAAGAAGAGCAGGCAAUUGCAGGUGUUUCGGAAACAGUAACUUCAAGGCCAUCAGUAACUGCGGUAACAAACAGGCAAAAGCGGAAGCGAGAAUCGUUACCUUUAUCAAAUGAUAAACUCCUAAAAAUUGAAGAAAAAAAUUUAGAUAUAAAAGAAAAACGGUUGAAACUAGAGGAAAGGAAGAUUAUAGCCUUAGAAAACCUCCAAAACACUUUGGCUAAUUUGUUAAAUGCAAUAAAAGAUAAAUUUUUUGUUUGAAUUUGAAAUUUUUAUUUUUAUU
Molecule: messenger RNA, 769 nt
Organism: Episyrphus balteatus (marmalade hoverfly)
Lineage: Eukaryota; Metazoa; Arthropoda; Insecta; Diptera; Syrphidae
Exons: 4
Coding region: 1-747 (248 amino acids)
Cellular component (GO): nucleus
Source: RefSeq, a predicted model, not a curated record